CUAUAGCUGGCACUCUUCCGUUGCCUUGCUUUUCUCAUCGAACCAUCCAUUUCUCCAAAAACCCUAAAAGCCCCAAAAGAGCUCUCUGCAACUGCAAUGGUGCAAUGCGAGGCGUAGCAAGGUGAGUAGUAGUAGUGUGGUUGUUUAAGGUUUUUUGCUUCUGUGAAAUCAUCUAUGGAACCCCAACCUAGUUCAAAAAGAUUUGAUCCUUUGAGCAAUCUUCCAGAUUCCAUAUUUCAACAAAUUAUUUCUCGACUUGACAUCAGUGACAUUUCACGGCUUUCCACUUUGUCUAAGAGAUGUAGAAAACUUUGCUUGUCUCUGCCAUCUCUGACCAUUUCUUUCAAUAAUUCCGACUAUGAUUUUUACCCAUUUAGCCAAUUUUUUUACCGGUUUCUGUCGAUGCACAAUGGGGUUUCCUUGCAGCGACUUGAAUUGAAUAUUUCUUGUGAUAAUCUUUCUAUUUCUAGUGAUGAAAUUGCGUUUUGCAUUGGUACUUGGAUUCUUCAGGCCACUAAGUGUAAUGUUGUCAAAAUUCAUUUGGAGAUUGACACUAUUGAAUCCUUUACUCUGCCUAGUUGUUUCGUGAAUUGUGCAUCUUUGAGAAAUUUGGUGUUGAUUUUGGAUAAUGCUACUCUGAAGUUGCCAACCACUUCAUAUUGGCCUCUUGAGACUUUGAUCCUGUCUCAACUUAAGAUUUCGAAUAAGUUGCUUGGUGAAUGGAUUUUGAGGUGUGAGUCACUUAAGAAGCUAGUACUUUUUGCUGUUUCUGGUAUUGUUAGGAUCAAUAUUAGUUCAUCAUCGCUUGAAUACCUAAGGAUUGAGGAUAUAACUGCCACUAAGUACUUAGAUAUCAAAAUCUCGACAGAGAGACUUGAAUGUCUCUAUAUAUUAUGGCAGGUUGGUAAGUCUGCUAAACACUCGCUUAGAUUAAAUGCUCCGAAACUUCAAAAGUUUACCUGGAAGGGAUGCGUUUCUUAUUACUCUUAUGAAGGAGAUUUUGAGUCUCUGCGGUAUGCUGAUAUUGUAAUAAUUCCUACCCCUUCUCAGAACAAGGCCGUUGCUAAUGUAACCAUGGCUAAAGUUCUUGAAACAGUACACCGGGUUUCAUGGUUACGUGUAGAUAUGUUUUUCAUUGAGGUAGUAGAGUUGAUGGAAGAGUUUCACAGCUUGGGUGCAUUGACUCUGUUAUUGGAUGAUUUGGCUGGCAAAGUUCCAACUUUAGCUUCCUUUCUUAAGUUGACGCCACAUUUGAAUUCGCUGAAAAUAAGUACCAGUUAUUCAAGUGAUGAGAACAAAUCUAGUUAUGAUGCUGAGUAUUGGGAAGCUCAAAAUCUGAAGUUCGUUAAAUCAUUGAAGGAAGUCGAAAUGGAAAUUCAUGGAAAGCAUAAUGAAAUAGAGCUGAUCAAGUACUUGCUCAAACAUGCAAAAGAAUUGGAGAAUAUGACUGUUCUUUAUUCAUCUAAGGUAUUUCCAAGACAUGUUGCCAUUAGUAGAAAGCUUCAACAAUUCAGAAAAGCCUCUUCCUCUGCUUCUAUAUAUUUCCUCCCAAAUGAAUAGUAACAUGGUUUUUAGUCUCUGACUUUUAAGAACAUGGUAAAAUUUUUGUUAAUUUGAAUUCUAGCUUGAACUUCUUAUGUAUAUAAAGUGUAAGUAUCUACUUAUACACGAUUAUUGGUUUCUAAAAUGGCUACUGGAUUUUAUGAUUAGCAUUCAUCCAUCUAUAUGUAAUUGGUUAGUUAAGCUUCACAAGGAAAGCCAUACAGAAUGAGAAGAGGAAUGAAUACCUUUUAGUACAAACAAUUGAAUGAACAAAAAAAUAAAAUAUAUUAUUCUUAAAUGGUCA
This is a messenger RNA of Ziziphus jujuba (common jujube), 1846 nucleotides long. RefSeq names its product putative F-box/FBD/LRR-repeat protein At4g03220. NCBI's taxonomy places the organism in Eukaryota, Viridiplantae, Streptophyta, Magnoliopsida, Rosales, Rhamnaceae. The record is from RefSeq and is a predicted model, not a curated record. Bases 175 to 1560 code for a protein of 461 amino acids. Gene Ontology annotation, molecular function: protein binding. The transcript has 3 exons.